Mugil cephalus (flathead mullet) is the source of this 5437-nucleotide messenger RNA. RefSeq names its product SH3 domain containing ring finger 1 (gene sh3rf1). The record is from RefSeq and is a predicted model, not a curated record. The transcript has 12 exons. The coding region runs from base 438 to 3038 and encodes 866 amino acids. Gene Ontology annotation, molecular function: protein binding. NCBI's taxonomy places the organism in Eukaryota, Metazoa, Chordata, Actinopteri, Mugiliformes, Mugilidae.
CACCACUACAGUCAGAGAAGAGAGGAGAGGAGAGAGGAGAAGUACUGGCAUGGCGCUCGGAGUCCCGUUGUCUCGCCUGUAUAUUUUUCAUGUUAGGUUUUCCUCAAGUAUCUGACAGGGGUAUGUAUAUUCAACACUUUGCGCGCCUCAGAGGAACAAACACAUCGGACAAAAAGACACCGCUUGGCUUCUGAACACUCGUGGAAAAAGUGGCUCGUAGAUUUUAGGUAGCUUGCUAACUAGUAACGUUAGCAAGGAGGCAAAAAUUGGGAGAUACGGGACAACAAGAGGAGGAGUCCUGUUUGGGAAGAGCUGAUGCAGAUGCCAUGGCAAUAGCCGAGGUAUGGGAGUGACGUGACAGUACUUGGUCAGAACAAAAAAAAACCCUCAUCUGCAUCAUGUUUUUUCUGCUGAAGUAGAGGCAGAACACGCAGAGAAUGGACGAGUCAGUGCUGUUGGAUUUGCUUGAAUGCCCCGUUUGUUUGGAGCGUCUUGAUGCCUCGGCCAAGGUCCUUCCAUGUCAGCACACCUUCUGCCGCCGAUGCCUCCAAGGCAUCCUAGGCUCACGUGGGGAGUUGCGGUGCCCGGAGUGCCGGACGUUGGUGGAGUGUGCCGUGGACGAACUUCCCAGCAACAUCCUCCUCGUGCGCCUUUUGGACGGCAUCAAGCAGAGGCCCCGCAGGGCAGGCCCUGGGGCGGGCGUCUGCACAAAUGGUACGUCCGGAGCCGUGGCCAGAGCACACGGAGGCGGGACGAGGGACCCGGGCGCCCCCGGACCACAACCCCAGCGAUCUCAGGCCAAGAGCACCCUUGUCCGGGGUGUUCCCCAGCUACCGUGUGCCAAGGCGCUCUAUAACUACGAUGGCAAGGAACCAGGAGACCUCAAGUUCAACAAGGGGGACAUUAUUAUCCUGCGCCGGCAAGUGGAUGAGAACUGGUACCACGGGGAGAUGGGUGGAGUCCACGGAUUUUUCCCAACUAACUUUGUCCAGGUCAUUAAGCCGCUGCCUCAGCCGCCCCCUCAGUGCAAAGCCCUGUAUGACUUUGAGCUCAAAGACAAAGAGGCCGACAAGGACUGCUUGCCGUUCUCCAAGGAUGAUAUCCUGACUGUGAUCCGCAGAGUGGAUGAAAACUGGGCGGAGGGAAUGCUGGGAGAUAAAAUUGGAAUUUUUCCCAUCUCAUAUGUGGAGUUCAAUUUGGCAGCUCGUCAGCUUAUAGAGUUGGACAAGCCGUCAGACUCCAGCGGGGACUCUGGUGAGGGGGCCUCCUCGGGGGCCCAGAGCAACGGUGCCCAGCGGGCAGGGGAGAAGAAGAACAGCAAGAAACGACAUUCCUUCACCUCUCUCACCAUGUCACACAAACCCGUGCUAGCUCCUCCCCCCCAGCGCCACUCCAUGGAGAUUAGUGGUCCGGUCCUCAUCAGCUCCAGCAACCCCACAGCUGCUGCCAGAAUCGGAGAGAUCAGUGGGGGGCUUUCCUGCAGCGCACCUUCACAGGUACACAUUUGCACAACUGGACUAAUUGUGACCCCACCUCCUAGUAGUCCUGUUACUACAGCAACAGUCUUCACAUUUCCCUCAGAGACGAGCUACACAUCCAUGCCUGUGGAUGCUCUCCCACCGCCCCCACCUCCUCCCCCGCAGUCCUCUGUCGGCGGAGCAGCAUACUCACUGGCUGCUGGACAGAGACCCUCCCCCAGCAUAAGCGACCAAAGUGGGAGACAAAGACCCACAGUCUAUGUGGCAAUGUUCCCCUACACUCCCCGCAAGGAGGAUGAGCUGGAGCUGAGGAAGGGGGAGAUGUUUCUGGUGCUGGAACGCUGUCAGGACGGCUGGUUCAAGGGCACCUCCAUGCACACUGGCAAGAUUGGAGUCUUCCCCGGGAACUACAUGAGCCCAGUCAGCAGGACGGCGUCUGGGAGCAGCCAGUCCAAAGUGCCCAUUAGUCUGUGCACGCAGGCUGGCAGAGGAGUCACCAUCGUCAGCCCCUCUUCUGCUCCACUCGGGGCCGUCGCCCCGGGCCCUGACUUACACAAACCCCUCACUGUGAGCUCCAGCGCUGUACCGGCCAGCUCCCAACCUGCAGCUGUGGUAACAGCAGCCCAGACGGCCACAGGCCAGCAGCCAAAAGUCCCGCUGCACGUUAGCUCCCAGAUGACUGUAAAUCAGGCUCGCAAUGCAGUCAGGACAGCCGCGUGUCACAGUCAGGACAGGCCCACCGCCGCAGUGACACCCAUCCAGUCUGCAGCAGCCGUGGCCUAUCUCCCACACCUUGCAGUCUGCACGCAGACCUCCACCAGUCCGGCACAAGGAUGUAACCGGGUUGGAGUGGCGAUGGGCUGCGCCGCGGCCUCUCUGACCCCACCCAACGUCAGCGCCGCGUCUUUGGACGGCGACGCUUUGAGGUCCGUGUCUGUCCUCGCUGUCCCCGUCGGCCCUGGGAACAGCUCUGCUCUCAAUCCCAUGUCUAACAGUGCUGCUCUUGCCUGCCGACUGGACAAGGAUAUCAAGAGAGAAAAGAAAAGUCUUCUGAAGCUGUUGUCCUCGAAUAAGAAGAAGUCUCGUCCCUCGCCCCCCUCCUCCCCCACCCUCGAGGCGGAACAGGCUGCUGUCGGUGAGGUGCUGCACGGUGCUGUGGGCCCCGACACCUCCCCUCCAUCCGGCUCGGUCAGCGGCCUGGAGCCCGAAACUGCUGCUGUUGCUUCUGCCUCAUCAUCCUCCACCUCGUCCUCCUCCUCCUCUGUCCCAGAGUCCUCCCACCGGAAGAGCAGCCCCCUCGACGGCUGCGCCCCCAUCGCUCCUCCUCCCCGCCAGCCGUGCUCCUCUCUUUUAUCUCAACAGCAUGACGCACGUCCCAUCAUAUGUGAGAGGUACAGAGUGGUGGUAUCGUAUCCUCCCCAGAGCGAGGCUGAGCUGGAACUUAAGGAGGGCGACAUUGUGUUCGUUCAUAGGAAGAGGGAAGACGGCUGGUUCAAAGGCACGCUGCAGAGGAACGGCAGGACCGGACUGUUCCCUGGCAGCUUCGUGGACAGCAUCUAGAACACACACUACAACAACAACAUCAUCACCAUCAUCAUGACCCAGAUGACCGCUGCUAGCCUCAUUACAGUGUUGCGAGUGUUCCCAGGACAGGAUCUUCUUCAUUAGACUUCCUGGAAAAGAAACACUAGUGGCACAUGAGACAGAGCUGCAGAGAAAAACGGUUAUCAAUGAAAGCACAGUGGACAGAGUUAGAGGAGAGCACACUACUCAUGAACUGUUCUUUUUUCUUUUUUUUUUGUUGGUUAUUUAUAUCUUUCAGCUGUUAAAUAUGUGUGCCUUGUACUGUUCCUCACUUUAUUGUACAUAAGGACACAGAUAUGAAUUAGUCCUAAAACAAACCAGUAUGAACUGUCGAUAUCAAUAUGUUACACAUUUUAACUUAUUUCAUAGAUUGACCUUUUUCGUAGUGCCACAUAUUACGGGGUUAAGUAAAGCACAUGCCUUAUUUUGCCGCAACAGUUGUACUUGUACUCUACACUGCUGAAGUUUUCCUAUUAUUUCUACCUGUCAGCAGAUAGGAGAUGGAGUAUCAGAUGGAACGGACCAGAACAAAUCACUUGUGCUGCAUAGUAGGAAAAAAAGAUAACUUCCCCGUCUCCAAAGGCAUUACCUAUAGUAGAGGAUCCUGAGAGAGAUCUGCUGUAUUGCACAUUCAAGUACUCGAGUAGCUAGGACUCACAGCUUUGUUAACACUACACAUGACAACAUACUCACAGGGCCUCCAUUUUUGUCUCACGGGGGGGGGGGUGCAGUGUCGCAGGCUGUUACCUGCAUUGAUCAAAUAUUUGCAUGCGAUUAGCAAAGCCAUCAGCGGGAGACAAAGUGGCGCGGGGAUGUUCGGCUAUGCCUUUUAAAUAUAAGACAAACACUCCAUAAUGGACUUUGCAGUCAAAUAUUGCUUACUUUGUACCUUCUUUAUAUUUACUGACCAGAGUAGCUGCUCUCCUGACGCCUCGACAAAGGCUGAACCAAGACAGAGCUCCGAAUCGUGAGAGCUACAUAACAUUUCAGUAUCUGAUUCUAUUAGGUGUAUAUUUAUGGUUUGUUACACAUUUCCCAGACGCUGCUGGUACAAAGUGACCUGAUGCAGUAACUCCUCAACGGGCUCUCUGUUUUUGUUCCUUUUUGACACUAUAACUCAUUCCUAAUGUGACUUGUGGCAAUAAUAAAAACACUGCUAGCUAAAGCACAGAAUGUUUGCCUGAAGUAGCAUAUUAUUGCAUCACUCCAUAGGAAGAGAGGUGUGUAGUGUAGCUCUAUCGAAUCUCAAAUUUCUAUUGAAAUCAAUCACUUUGAGCCCUUGAUUAUUAUAUUUUUGUGUGGGUAUGUGUUUUAAUUUUUUUUUUUUUGAACUGUUAAAUGUUGUACUGACUUGAAUUACUGUAAUAUUUCUUUGUGGUUGGAGGGGAUUUGGUCGUAGUGUUGGUACAGUCUUAGAAUGAAUACUUGGGAAAACAAAAAUGAGAUGUUUUUUUCCCCAGAUACUUUGCAAAAAUCAAGGAACCUCUUCAAAAUAAAGGUGUCAUUAUGUGUCGGGGGAAUCGACCGACCGGCCUCCUUCCCCACAACAGCUGAUGUAAUGUGACUUAUCCACCUGAGUGCGAUCUGCGGGUGUAAUUAAACGCAUUAGAGUCGAGGCAAUCACUUUGAGAAUGAAUUUACUGGAUCCAGCGUUUGAAGUGUGCGUUUUUAUGUCUUUAGUUGUAAAUCGAGGGGGACCACUGUGUAACUGACUGCUGGAAUAUGUUGUAGUUUGUCUGAAAUUUGGAGAGAGUGUGAAAAAAAAGGAUGGUACAAAUCACUGUUAGGGCCUUUUUCCUUUUGACUUUCUGAAUUGGUACUUGCGUAGAAUUAACCCCGGCGUUGCUUCGUUGUCUUGGCGAUCACCACACCAACCUCAGGCUCUCUGCUAGAACUCUUCCUCUCGAGUGUCUUCUCAUUUCACUGGUAAGCCUUUAACGUACACACCAGACUCGCCCCGACGCGGACGCGCGCGUUUAUAUCGAAGUAUGCACUAUCACAGCAUCUCUGAUCAUACUGUCCAUAUUUCUCAUGCAUAGGCUGCACAGAUUCAGACUCAGAACACAAAGCAUUUCUUAAAAAAAAAUAACUAAUGUAUCUGAACACACGGCAACUUAAAGUUUGCCUGAUCCAGCUUAACAGGUGUUCCACAUGCCAAGGUGACUUACUUGAUUUUUCCUUUUUUUUUUUUGUUUUGUUUUUGUUUUGUCUGUAGUUAAUCUGUUUUAUGUCUGAAAAUGGUGAAACUGAAAUCAACCCAUUUGGCACAAGUGUAUUAUGUGAAAAACAUUCUGAAGUAUUUGAGGGAAUCGCACAUUUUGUAAAAAUCUAUAUAACAAUAAAAGCUAAAGGUUUCCAUAAAGGUUUUACGGUAA